UCCUUCUCUGGAUCCUGUUUUUGGACCCUUCCUCUGCAGCUCCACAGUGGAUGAUUGGACCGUGGGAAUUUUCUCAAACUCGAAGGAGAGAAAAAACAAAACAACUUGUUUGCAGCUGUUGCAGCUCAUCAGGCGUGAAGGAGCAGCGGAGCCAUUUACAUGAGAACAUGUCCAGUUCAUUGGAGAGGGUUGUGGCCCAGAAGAAGGAGGCCAUCGAGGCGGUGAUGGAUAUGUUCCAGCGGGGGGCCGAGGUGUUGGCCAGUGCUGUAGGCGAGCUCUUCCCCCUCUGUGAGGCCGCCGCUCCGGUUCUCCGCCUGGCCUUAGACAACGUCCACAGCAAAGAGGUCUUUUAUGUCAAAGAGCAAUUUCUGACAGUGAGGAACAAGCUCGACUUGCUCUCCAGCCAACUGGAAGACAUCGACUGUGAGAUCAAGAAGGGGAGGCUAGACUCCCAGUACUUCUCUGUGGAGGAGAACAUUAGGAACCAGUUUAGGAAAUAUAUGGACAUCUUGGAGGCAAAACAGCAGUUCAAGGAAGUGAAGAAGAGGCUUUUCCUGGAGCACUUUGCUAAAACCGGGGGAGAGAAGAACCUGUUUGUCUUGUAUGAUGCUCUGAUGGGCACCAACACCUUUGGAGAGUCAGUUUUAGAGCUAGUAGAAAAGUAUGUGGCGAGGAACCGUCGUCUCCUGGAGGAUUUCUGUGUCCGCAUGAAGGAGCUCUUCUGUUUGGGUCUGAUUGCUCUGUUGGGCCACUGUGCCUUAACCCAAGGCCCAGAGGAAGAAGAGGACAAAAUCCAAGAGUGGAGCAGCAAAAUUGAAGAAGUAGAGUCCAGAAUGAAGACAAACAUCGAGUCCUGUAUUGCUGCUUUCCCAGAGCAAGCAAAAUUAGACGCCCAGCGACUCCUGCAAGAAAAGGAGGAAGAAAACCUGCAAGAUUCAACUCAGCAGCUUCUUGAGUUCUUGGUGAAAAAAUAUGAUUGGGUCAGCUGGUCAGUGAGGCUCAUCAACCACUCAGGCAGCACCUACCGGAACUGGCGAGCGGGGGAGCACUUCCAUCACGUGGCAGGACAGAACUGGUUCGAGGUACUCCAGGUGAACAAUAUAAACCUGGUGGUGUCGUACAGCACCAAACCGCAGCCGGUGCCCCGCGACUGCAUCCGGCAGGUGAUGGAGGGUCAGGGGAAGAAGGGAAACGCCCCGGCAGUGGUGGAGACGCUGGAGAAGCAGCUGUGCGGGUUCGUCGUUCACGCCGUCAGUCGCCACAAGGAGUCCGCCGCUGCCUGGAGCUUUCCAGAGGAGUGUCACUACUGGGAGAGACACAAGAACGUGGCCGUGUGCGUGCACUCUGAGUAAAGCUGUCACGUGUAUUCAGAUUGAGAGACUAUAGAUUGUGUUGCUUGUCCAUCUGCAACACUGAGGUGAGAAUAUCAGUAUUUUAGUUUAUCAUAAAAAACUGAAAAUACUGAAUCUGAUGAAGAAGGGCUGCACAAAUCCGAUAGAAGUGAUUAGGUAUCAGUGUGAUACACUGACCUUAUUAAGUGAACUGGGUAUUGGCCAGAUGCUACCAGUCCAGAUAUAAGUGUUAGUUCAGGUUAUUUAUAGAUGAGUUUAAAGUACAAUAUUUAAGUUGCAUUAAAUGGAAAUAGUUAAAUACAAGAACCUCAAAAUUGUGCUUAACUUUUUUCGUUACUUUCCAGCUCAGUGUACAGUUGCAUCCUCAUGUUACUUUACACAAGAAAGACCGCCAUCGAUCGAUGCAGUGAGGUAUUAAGAUGUUAAUGGGGGGAGGAGAAGCACAUCUGGUACUGGGUCAGUGUCGGUCAAUACCCUGAGUUUGCAUAUUAGAAUCAGAAUCGGGGUGCAUCCCUACCAGAACUAUAGUAUUUCAGACCCUUUAUUAAAAGAAUUUAAUCACAAAUGCACUUUCAGCUUUUAGGGUUGUGUCAACU
Seriola dumerili (greater amberjack) is the source of this 1948-nucleotide messenger RNA. RefSeq lists its product as uncharacterized. NCBI's taxonomy places the organism in Eukaryota, Metazoa, Chordata, Actinopteri, Carangiformes, Carangidae. The coding region runs from base 51 to 1352 and encodes 433 amino acids. The record is from RefSeq and is a predicted model, not a curated record. The transcript has 3 exons.